Pseudoliparis swirei is the source of this 2483-nucleotide messenger RNA. It is a transcript of the gene hnrnpa1b, whose product is annotated as heterogeneous nuclear ribonucleoprotein A1b. The transcript is spliced from 11 exons. The record is from RefSeq and is a predicted model, not a curated record. Gene Ontology annotation, molecular function: RNA binding. Lineage: Eukaryota; Metazoa; Chordata; Actinopteri; Perciformes; Liparidae. Bases 95 to 1267 code for a protein of 390 amino acids.
CUAUGUAUUCUACAUUUAGGAACCAGGCUCGUCUGACGCAGAUCGCUUUUCUCCGCUCAGUCCACAAGGAGUUUUCAAGGAUUCGUCUGCAAACAUGUCGAAAGAUGUCCCACGUGAACCGGAGCAGCUUCGCAAGCUGUUCAUUGGAGGCUUGAGCUUCGAGACCACAGACGAAAGCCUGCGGGCUCAUUUUGAGCAAUGGGGGAGCCUUACAGACUGCGUGGUUAUGAGGGAUCCCAACACAAAGAGAUCAAGGGGCUUUGGCUUCGUUACAUACUCUUCUGUGGAUGAAGUUGAUGCUGCCAUGUCUGCCCGCCCCCACAAGGUUGAUGGAAGAGUUGUUGAACCUAAACGAGCAGUUUCUCGGGAGGACUCCAACCGGCCAGGGGCCCACGUAACAGUGAAAAAGAUAUUUGUUGGCGGCAUCAAGGAAGAUACAGAGGAGUCCCACUUGCGAGAUUACUUCUCACAAUUUGGCAAAAUAGAGGUCAUUGAUAUCAUGACUGACCGUAAUACUGGAAAGAAGAGGGGCUUUGCUUUUGUGACAUUUGAUGAUCAUGACUCCGUCGACAGGAUUGUCAUCCAAAAAUACCACACAAUCCACUCUCACAACUGUGAGGUGAGGAAGGCUCUUACAAGGCAGGAAAUGCAGACUACAGGAAUGGGACGCAGCAGCAGCAGCAGCAGCAGCAGCGGUGGUGGUGGAAGGCCUUAUGAAUAUGACAGAGGUUUCAAUCAAGGAAGCAGGGGUAGAUAUGGAGACAGUCCUUACAAUUGCAAUGGAGGUGAUGGCGGUGGCGGGGGUGGUGGAUAUGGCGGCGGUGGUGGUGGUGGUCCCAGCGGUCCUGGGGGAUAUAACAAUAGUGGCAACCGAGGAUAUAACCAAGGUUACAACCAGGGAGGAGGAGGCGGUGGCAGCGGUGGUGGAGGAGGAGGCGGCGGCGGAGGUUAUGGAGGAAGUGCCUAUGAAAGCAACGGCUAUGGUAACUGUAGUGGAGGUGGAAGCAGCGGGGGCGGCGGCGGAGGAGGAAAUAACUACAACAACAUGGGCCACUAUGACCCCCAAGCCUCCAAUUUCGGCCCAAUGAAGAACAACUUUGGUGGUGGUGGCGGCGGCAGCGGUGGAGUUAGCAGGAACUUCGGAGGAGGAGGUGGUAGUGGUGGUGGUGGUGGUGGUAGUGGUGGUGGUGGUGGAAGCAGUGGCGGCAGCAGCAGCUAUGGAGGGGGCUCAAACACUGGUGGAUAUGGCCGUUCUGGACGUUUUUGAAGUGGACUGAGUACUUAGGAGAGGAGAGCAAGGAGAGGAGAGCAAGCGAAUUGACAGGGCAGCUGCAGGUUUACCUCCUAAAUCUGCUCAGCCAAACAGUUGUGGCAGGUUACGGCUGCUGCAAGAAGAGAUGUACAGUAGAUAAAUCAUGGAGGGUCUUCAUUUAAACGUUUUGUGUUUUUUCAUCAACUGUUUUUGGGAAAGCAAGCAUUCCAAUGAGGUUUUAUGUAGAUUGUUUUUCUUUAAAGUCUGGUUUUUAUUUGUAACUGCAUCCAAUCAAGCUGAAAUAAACAAACUUCAGUUUUUUUACAAAGACUUGUUAGCCUCUUGAGUGGUUUGGGAAAGGGAGGGUACACUAUUAGAUGCUGCACAUUGUGGGAUCAGGGACAUUUUUCAUGUGAGCAGAAAAAAAACAUGUGUGUGAGAAGCCCCGCGCUAUUCACCGUACACGUCAUGAGUAAGUGUAUUUACAAUACUGGUUGAGGAAUGAGAUGUGGUGCAUAAAUACUUCCAUCAUAAAGAGCCCACCACUUGGUACAGACUACCCUGAGUUCUGCAAAGAUCAACUGGAGGAUGCUAGGCUACAUGCAAAGUCUUUGAGGCUAGUCAUGGAAGCCAGCUGAGGGAGAGAAGUAGCAAAACCACCGCCAGGAUCAUUGAAGCAGGGGAGAGUGAGAACAGAAGCCUGAGGCUAGCAGGCAGCAGCUUCACAAGGCUUAUGUGCUUUCUGUAGGUAAGACCAGACUUCUCAACUACUGAUAGUAUGUCUUGAUUUUGUCAUGUAGCUGGUAGUAAGUUGUGUAGCCCAGUAAUUACAUUACAUAUAUUUGUGCAAACAAGUUUUAUUAUGACAUACACCAAUGUGGACUGGUAAAAUUGGCCUCAUAAUUGUGCAUAGAGGCCCAACAACAUUAUUGCAUGCAGCGAACAAAAAUUAUUUUCUUUUUGUAAAAGAGGUGCUUUGCGUAAUUGGUGUUUCUGCUUUACAGGAACCCCUGGUCUUCAAAACCUGACCAUUUCAGUGACAAUGGCUAAAUCAGGUACAAUCAUAUAAAACCAUUGUUUUUUUUUCUGAAAAUGUUUUGCUUUAUUUAACAUCUCCUUUGUUUCUCUUUUUUUUUUUUUACAGGUUUCCUGAACAAUCUGGCGGGUACUUUUUUUAUAAGACUGCUGUGCAGUGUCUAUUUAUUUAUAUAAUAAACUUUUUUAUAAAGAA